Messenger RNA from Schistosoma intercalatum, 276 nucleotides. The record is from the annotation of a GenBank genome assembly. Lineage: Eukaryota; Metazoa; Platyhelminthes; Trematoda; Strigeidida; Schistosomatidae.
CUACAAAACAAACGAAUCAAUGGAUCUGGAAAACUAGUUUUCGACGAUGAAGGAAAUCUACUCAGUGUACCUAAAUUAUAUCCAGUCAAUAAGAGGCAAGAUGAAUCAUUCACGACUGAUUCACAUUCAAAUGUAAGUGAAAAUAAUAUUUUGGGAAAUAAAAUUCCAAUUCAAUGGCGUUUUGUAUCCGAGUCAUACUGUAACAGUGCAAAUAACAAUCAGUUUGGCAUAAAAAUGAAUAGUAAAUUAAGAACAGUCAGAUCGUCCAUAUCGAAU